Funneliformis geosporum is the source of this 176-nucleotide messenger RNA. The record is from the annotation of a GenBank genome assembly. Lineage: Eukaryota; Fungi; Glomeromycota; Glomeromycetes; Glomerales; Glomeraceae.
AAAUAUCAAAAAAUGGUGUAACUGAUAACCAUAGAUUUGAUUUAUUAAGUAGUGAACUGAAAAUAUCAGCAGAAGAGGAUGCAAGACUUGGUUCAAUAACUGAAGAAUUAGGAGUAGAGACUAGAGUAGAACUUUAUUUAAAAACUACAAUUGAGUUGAAAAAUGAUGAAUCAUAA